This is a messenger RNA of Dothidotthia symphoricarpi CBS 119687, 4183 nucleotides long. RefSeq names its product RdRP-domain-containing protein. The transcript is spliced from 5 exons. Gene Ontology annotation, biological process: siRNA processing. The coding region runs from base 1 to 3876 and encodes 1291 amino acids. The record is from RefSeq and is a predicted model, not a curated record. Gene Ontology annotation, molecular function: RNA-directed RNA polymerase activity. Gene Ontology annotation, cellular component: nuclear RNA-directed RNA polymerase complex. NCBI's taxonomy places the organism in Eukaryota, Fungi, Ascomycota, Dothideomycetes, Pleosporales, Dothidotthiaceae.
AUGGAGUCUGCUCUUAUUAAGUCCGCCUUCCUCGACUCGACUCCAACAUACGGUCACUCACCUUCGAAACCCACCGCACCUCACUUCACUCCAACCCCACGUUCAGGUCAACAUCCGCAAAGCACUCUCACCCUGAAGAGUGAUGGGAAGCACUGGGCUCGUCUACAAGAGUACAAAGUCAAGGUGCUGGGUAUACGCAAGAGCUACUGGACCAAUGACGUCUACGACGCUAUGUCGCAAUACGGUACCGUUGUGAGGAUAGAAAUACAGACAGGCGGCCGCGACAACAAUGCCUGGGUCGUGCCUAUCCCAGAGAAGAUUCUGCCUCCAAAAGUACAAAUCGGAAAGGAUUCUGCGAGGAUUGACGACUCGCGUUCAAGUUCGGUGCCGCCAACCGUCGUAAGCCCUGUCAACCCGGCAAAAGUGUAUUACGAGUUCAACAUACUCUUCGCAAACUCCAUUGAGUUUGGCACCAGGACUGCGGACAUGACAAUGGUCAGCAUGCAUACAGUCGAUGCACCUGGCAAAGUACAGGUGAUGUUGAGCCUAAAGCGCAAAGAAGUCGAUAUCCAAUUUCCACUCAACAUCAACAAUCAGAGUUCGAACGGAAAGCCACGCAAGUUCCGUUUCCGACUGCCAAUCUCUCUACUUUCACACAUCUACAAAGUUCAGAGCAAGGGUACCGAUCUGACCACAUUGAUUAUCCCCUUCGACUCUCCGCCACAGUUCUUCAUGCAGAGGAACGAGGGCGAAUCGACAGGCAGCAACACGUCACAGAACAGCUUCUCCGAGACGGAACGAAGCUGGAAUGACUGGAACACUUGGCAUCGUGAAACUGACAUUAUCGAUGUUGACACGAGGAAGCAGUUAGAGGGUAAGCCUUUGAUGAGCCACAAGGACAAGGCUAUCAUAGAUAUCGGUCGAUGGACCAGCUACCGAAUCUCAUUCGACACGCGACGUCUAACCGGACCACAAUUCGAGGAGUUCAGCGCCGCCCUGGCGGAUCAUGGGGUUGCUAUCGAAGACCUCGAAGAAUACACUGUGAAAGACAAGAGUAUUCCGCCUCUGCGCAAUCUGCUGCAAGAGGAGAUAUCCGGAACGCAUCCCCACUUUGAGCCGUCUAACACAGGGUCUGCUUUCGAUCUGUUCAACCAUCAAAUUCACUUAAACUUUCCGGUUCGUUAUCAACUCGAGGCUUGCCUGUCGAACGGCUACCUGAAAGAGCAUAGCAUCACGAACGAGUUUCUGGAGACACUCGCAUCUAUGGAUCCUGGCCGGGCUGUCCAUAUUCUUGAGAAGGUCGUCGACAAGCAGGACACUUACUACAAUUCGAUGGAUAUCUUCAAAAUUCGUAAUAAGGGCAGCCUUGAAAAAAAGGUGCCGAACUACUGUGUCCUCCAGCGAUCUGCCCUCAUCACACCCACCAUGGUGCAUGUUGCCUCUCCGAUCAUGGAGACCUCGAACCGGAUCAUACGCAAAUAUGCCGCAGAUGCCGAUCGUUUUAUACGCAUCAAGUUUUCGGACGAGAAAACUGAAGGAGGGCUACGUAACAUGCCCGGAGACAGGGCUGAAUCAACCUUCGAUCGAGUACGUCAAGCUAUGAAGUACGGUGUCGUUAUAGCCGGUCGUUACUACGAAUUUUUAGCGUUUGGAAACUCGCAGUUUCGAGAACACGGCGCCUACUUCUAUGCGCCUACCUCGUCCAAAUCAGCCGAUGACAUCAGACUAUCCCUGGGCCGGUUCGAUCACAUCAAGACUGUCGCUAAAUUCGGUGCUCGACUGGGUCAAUGCUUUUCUACUACCAGGGCGAUGCGAGUCAGCGUGAAGAUCCAGAAGAUCCCGGACGUCGAGCGGAAUGGCUACGUUUUCACUGAUGGCGUUGGUAAGAUAUCGCUUUUCCUCGCCCAGAUGGCUGCUCAAGAGCUCGGGCUCGCCAAUGCCUUCGACGACCCCCCGUCUCUAUAUCAAUUCCGCCUGGGAGGUUGCAAAGGCGUACUUGCUCUCGAUCCCAAGACCACAGGCAGUGAGGUACAUAUUCGCCCCAGCCAACAGAAGUUCGAAGCCGAGUAUACAGGCCUUGAGAUCAUUCGGUCUUCCGCACUUGCCACACCAUUUUUCAACCGACAAAUUAUCAUUGUUUUGUCCAACCUUGGCGUUCCGGACAAUAUCUUUGUGAAGAAACAGCAAGAUAUGGUAAACGACUACGAACUUGCCAUGACAGACGAGGAGACCGCUAUCGAAAAGCUUCGAAAGCAUAUCGACAUGAACCAGUCUACUCUUAUCAUGGCGAGUAUGGUGCUGGAUGGCUUCAUGGCUUCUCAAGAGCCAUUCAUGAUGUCACUACUCAGGCUUUGGCGUGCGUACACGAUCAAGAACCUCAAGGAGAAAGCUCGGAUUGCUGUUGACGAUGGAGCCUUUGUACUAGGUUGCGUCGACGAAACCGCAACACUGCAAGGUCAUAUGAACGCACAAUCGAAGCUUGCAACACGGGAUCAGAAGCUCAAGACUCUUCCCGAGAUCUUCCUACAGAUCAGCGACACUGACAAAAAGGGUCAGUACAAGAUCAUUCAAGGUGUUUGCAUUCUUGCUCGCAACCCCUCACUUCAUCCUGGAGAUCUUCGUGUAGUGCGUGCUGUCGAUGUACCAGCGCUUCAUCACCUUAAGAACGUAGUCGUCUUUCCUCAGACUGGAGAUCGAGACCUUGCCAACAUGUGCUCGGGAGGAGACCUCGAUGGUGAUGACUACAUGGUGUUGUGGGACAGCACGCUUAUACCUGAGCAUAUAAACCUGCCUCCUAUGGAUUUCACUCCCGAUAAGCCAUUGGAAACGAACAAGCCGAUCACCGCUGCAGACAUCAGUGAGUUCUUUGUAUUAUACAUGAAGAAUGAUUCGCUCGGUCAAAUUGCACACGCACAUCUUGCCCAGGCUGAUUGGAAGACUGACGGCGUGAUGGACGACACAUGCCUUGAACUUGCUCAACUCCAUUCACAGGCAGUUGAUUAUCCAAAAAGCGGCAUCCCGGCCAUGAUGAAUCGUGAUCUGAAGCCCCCAAAGUGGCCUCACUUCAUGGAGAAGAAGUAUCUUGCGGAGAACAAGAUCUAUCAAUCGAAGAAAAUCUUAGGGCAGCUGUAUGAUCAAGUGCAGCUAGUAGACUUUAAACCUCAGGCAGACAACGGCUUCGAUAAACGAAUCCUGGAAGCAUUCAAACUCGAGGAUACUAUGCUGCUUGAAGCUGCUGAAGUCAAGACAGCUUACGACGAGGCGUUGAGGCGGCUAAUGGCUAAGCAUAGCAUCCAUACUGAGUUUGAAGCUUGGUCUGUCUUUGUCUUGAGCCAUAACCACGAGAGCCGCGAUUACAAGUUCGCGGAGGAGUUCGGUAGGACUGUCGGAGUUCUCAAGGCCCAGUUCCGUGAAACCUGCCGUGCUGCCGCUGGAAUCACGGGUGUUGCUGAUCAGACUAAGCUUGGCCCAUUCGUAGCGGCAAUGUAUCAGGUAACCGCAAAAGAGGUGGAAGCAGCGUUGCAGGAAACCAAGGAUCCUGGAAAGAUGCCACUGAUAUCUUUUCCGUGGCUCUUUGCCAGCGAACUUGGCAAGAUAGCAACCAGAACCAGCGUUCCGGUUCAAGUGCUGGAGCCUGUUAUUCACCAGAAGCUGCCUCGUCGCCAGAAGAACGACAGCCAUACAGAAGAAGGAGUCACACGUUACGGAGAGCUGCUAAGCCUGGACUUCGGCUCUGUACAAUCUGAAUCUAAGUUGUCAGCGAAUCAGUCAUCAGCGCAACAACCAUCGGCCGAACAGCUGCAAGGACUGGAGAUGGAGAUAGACACGAAGAGCAAGAAGCCUUCGGCGUUGGACAUGCUCAACCGCCUGGGUUGAGGAAUGACAUGAGUGGUUACGGGAAGUUGGACCGCUUCAUCACAAAGAAGACCACCAACAGCUGGCUUCUUGUCCAUGAGAUAGUGAUUACUACAGUACUUUGUUAGACUUUGCAGCUGAGUCUCCUUGAUCUCCGUUACUAUCAUGCCAGGGCAGGAAGAUACAGAAAAACAUAUGGCAUUGAUUGCCAGCAGGCCUGACGGACGAGAUAGACCAGCAUGAAUAGCUUUAAGAAUCACAAAAAAAAAUUGAAAAUAAUCAUAGACUACACUAAUGCUGUCCACUAUUGCGAAGCUUCACACAACAC